AUGACAGCUCGGCCGAAGCUUCGGAUCCUCUGUUUUGGCGACUCGCUCACGGCCGGUUACGCAUCCUGGGGCGCCGUUCACCACCCAUACAAUGGAAUGUUGGAGCAGAUGCUGUCCAUGGCCUUCCCCGACCUCAAGAUCGAGACAGUUGAGGAUGGUUUGCCCGGCGCCACGGUCAAGUCUGCAUUUCAGACUCGCAUGAACGCACAGUUCCUCGCUCCGAGCAAGAAGAAGAAGAAACGGAACGACGAUGGAGGAGACGAUGGCAAGCACUACGACUGGGCAAUUGUGUUGGGAGGGACAAACGACCUCGGCAUGGGGUUUCCCCCUGAAGCCAUCUUUGAGUCCCUCAAGGAAGUCUGGGACGUCCCGCUCUCGCAUAAGUGCAAGGUCCUCGCUCUCACCGUCCCCGAGGCCGGGGUACAGGGCAUAGCCAGAGAACGAAUUGACGCCUCGCGCAACAAGCUGAAUGACCUCAUCAAGGGGUACAAGCGCGAGGGCUUCCACGUCUACGACCUGCAGAAAGCCGUGCCCUACUGGUCCAUGUCGCAGUCGGACCGCAAGAGGUACUGGGACGAUCACAUCCACUUCACGCCCGACGGGUACGACUUGAUUGGCAAUAAGGUCGGCAUAGCGCUGGUCAGCCUGCUGGCGCAGGAGCGGGGAAACGAUCCGGCGCGGCCGCAGAACCGGCGGCGCAUGUUCAAGGACGACGACACUAAGUUUGAGGAGGAGGUAGGUGAUCCGUCGGCUAUCGAUCAGGGCUAUGUCGUAGUCCGGCGGGCGGAUCUGGAGUAG
Parathielavia appendiculata is the source of this 798-nucleotide messenger RNA. RefSeq names its product SGNH hydrolase. The transcript is spliced from 4 exons. Lineage: Eukaryota; Fungi; Ascomycota; Sordariomycetes; Sordariales; Chaetomiaceae. The record is from RefSeq and is a predicted model, not a curated record. Bases 1 to 798 code for a protein of 265 amino acids. Gene Ontology annotation, molecular function: phosphatidylcholine lysophospholipase A1 activity.